Ilex paraguariensis (yerba mate) is the source of this 390-nucleotide messenger RNA. NCBI's taxonomy places the organism in Eukaryota, Viridiplantae, Streptophyta, Magnoliopsida, Aquifoliales, Aquifoliaceae. The record is from the annotation of a GenBank genome assembly.
AUGAGCUCUACUUCCUGUGGGAAAACAAAAGCUUUGAAGGACAGAAGAUCACUUAGGGUGCGAGCUGGUGGGGAUGGUGGAAAACCAAGUAGUGCCGGUAUCUUCGUUGGUGGCUUUGUAUUGGGAGGAAUUGUAGUUGGAACAUUAGGUUGUGUAUAUGCACCCCAGAUAAGCAAAGCUUUAGCUGGAGCAGACAGAAAGGAUUUGAUGAGAAAGCUGCCAAAAUUUAUAUACGAUGAAGAGAAAGCCUUGGAGAAGACACGGAAAAUACUCACGGACAAGAUUGCACAGCUGAACUCAGCUAUAGAUGAUGUUUCUUCUCAGCUUCGGGCAGAUGACGCCCCAAAUGGAGCUGCAGUAUCCCCAGAUGAGCUUGAAGCUUCCAUAUGA